CGAGACGUCAUUCUAAUCGUUUGACGGAGUUGCGCAAAUCAAAGUAAAUUUUUGACUCUCACUCACUCAUUGCGGCUGCCAUGUUUUUUUUUCAUGUGGGGUGUGUGUGUGUAUUGAAAUAACAUGAUAAAUUAACCCCAUUUAUACUGAUACAGAAGGGGUGCACCAAGUGCGUCAUUUGUUGAUAGCUAGUGACAAUGCGAUUGCACAUAAUUAACUGAAUUCGAAAAAGAUUGCCUUAUAAAAACGAACCACUAGCAAAGAACAGGCCAAAGAAUUUAAGGAUGUAUUAGUAAAGAGGCGUAACAAAGGAUCGAUUUUUACACACGGCCCACGGCAAUUGAUAAUGGACCCUCGAUUUCUGAGCAUGAUGAUGGUGUUUGAUAACGGCAGAAAGUAUCCAGGGCAGAAUGCGUAAGCAUAAAAGAGGGAGCCAGGCGGACGCCUGCAGGCCUGCCACGUCCAAAGAACUUCGACAGAAUCCACACUCCACCAUCUGAUACCCACACACUUCGUACAGAGGAUAAUGCAGUGCUCGGUAAUGUUGGGACAAGACCAUAACAGUGGGAAUGUUAAAAUGAAGACCGUUAACAGUUAUAAGAAUCCUUACAAGAAGGAACCGAACCUCGACAUAAUCGUUGACCAGCUGUGCACCAGACUUCAGGACAUCAAGGACCAAGAAGCCGCGCCACAAGUAGGCAUGCCCACGUGUUCCAUCGAACAAGCGGAGGCCGUACGUCGAUAUUACGCUGCGUUCCCGGCUCUGAAGAAAGGGCGAGAGUCGCCGCUGCAGUACUACCUGCCGCCUCCGGCCUGGUGUCGCAAGCCCGAUCCGGACUUCAAGGACAAGAUGCAAUGCGAACUGCCGCUCGCUAAGGAAGCCAAAAACAGGAAGCUGUCUUCGGGAAAGGAACGUCGAAAUUCGUACCACGGUCAAAGGAAGAGCAACAAGAAACGCUGCAACAGUUACAGUAGGUCCUUCGAAAGCAAAGAGAGUCUGCCGGAGUGGGUCACGCACGAGGGAGUCUGGGACAUGGAGACGCAGGACCCCGUCAAGGAGUUCAUCCGGGCCAUCGCGCUCGACGAGGGCUACGGCACCUGCGAGAACACCGUCACCGACGAGCUCAAGGAGAUCGCCGAGGUCAAGAUCCGCAUGGACGACAACGUGGUGCCCGACUGGGACGACAGCCUCGACCUCGACGCCGACUGGGUCAUCACCGAGGACCUCAACCACCCGAAGGUGCGCACGCCGAUGGAGGAGGAGCUGUACGCGAAAUUCGAAGCCAAAUUCGAUCGCAGCAUCGAGGCGCUGUGGUCCAAGGACCAGAACACGCCCGACGACGAGUACCAGGAUCUCCCGAUCGACUUCCAGGACCUGCUGUCGUCGCCGUCGGACAGCCUGUUCGCGGGGCCGGCGCCGGCCUCGCCCGCGCGCGACUCGCUCGCGCUGCACGACCGCCUGCGGCCGCUCAACCUCAACGAGCCGCGCGAGCUGCAGUCCUUCGCGCUGUACGAGGGCGAGGACAUCUACGACGCGCUGUCGUGCGUCGCCGGCACGCUGCGCUCCUUCUCCGCGCUCAACCACAGCCGCGAGCGCAGCGGCUUCGCCGAGGUGCCGCCGCGUCGUCGCGCGCGUCCGCCGCCGCCGCCGCCGCCGCCCGCGCCCGCGCCCGAGCCGCCGCGCGAGGACCUGCUCACCUCCGCGCGCACGCACUUCCGGCCCAUCCGCCGCGAGCCCGACGAGCGCGCGCGCUACGCCGACGGCGACACCUUCGACAUCCGCGGCGAGCUGGAGCCGGUCGAGUUCACGCGCAGCGCGUCCGGCGGCGUGUACCUGGCGGCGUCGCGCGAGCGCUACCUCGAGUACCGCGGCUGCAAGACGAUCGACUACGGGCGGCUGAACCUGACGCCGGCGCAGCGCUGCCCCGACCUGGAGGACCCGGGUUUUCGGCUGCGGUUUCCGCUGCGGCAGGCGGACGCGGCCGUGCAGACGGAGGCCGAGGAGGAGGAGUGCGGGCGCGCGGCCAAGAAGAAGCGGCCGGCUGAGGGCGCCGCGUGCGGGCCGGACGAGGCGCUCGAGUGGGAGGAGUUGCUGUCGGACAUCAGCGCGGCGCACGCGCAAUACGCCGGAGCGGGAGCGGGAGCGGGCGCGGACGAGGGCGGCGGCGACCGCAAGCGGCGGCACAGCGCGGCGCUGCGCUGCGGCGCGCCCUGCUCGCACCCGCACGCGCGGUUCCUGCCGUGCUGCUCGCUCGACCGCCCGCUCACGCGCUAA
Molecule: messenger RNA, 2275 nt
Organism: Ostrinia nubilalis (European corn borer)
Lineage: Eukaryota; Metazoa; Arthropoda; Insecta; Lepidoptera; Crambidae
Exons: 4
Coding region: 527-2275 (582 amino acids)
Source: RefSeq, a predicted model, not a curated record